AUGGGCCAACCUUCACUCAACCCCGUAGCUUCCUGCUACAACCCAAACGGAUGGCAGCCACCGCGAGGAAGGCGUGAGACUCAGGGGUGCGAUCCCUUCUUCAAAAGUGCACAAUGGUCAGCGGACGGCACAACCCUCUUCACAUCAUCGUCUUCAAACCGCAUAUGCACCUUUGUCCUGCCCGAGAAUCUCCUCGAGCCGCGACAAGGUCCGAUCACCCUUGACGUACACGGUACCCUCGUGCUCCCUGAGCCGACCAGUGCUAUAGCCCCAUGUCCCUACUUUGCCCUCGAACACCCCUCCACCCAAGUUCUCCUGACGGCCAGCACCGACCACCCCAUCCAUCUCCACCAUGCCUUUCCCCCUAGGCCAGCAUCAGCUUCAUCGUCACUAUCCUCUCCACCGUCUCCCUUUGCAACCACAACACCCGAUGAAGACGACAACGACGGCCAAGAAGAUGCCCCGACCGAACACCAACCCAAACUGCUCGCCUCCUUCCACCUCAUCAAACAAGAAACCGAAGCCUACCUGCCCGUGACUUCCCUGAUCUGGCCGCGCCCGGGCACGCACUUUAUCGCCGGCACCGCCAACCUGCUGGCCGUGUACGAUGUCUCGCGGCCCGCCUCGACGCCCCUGCUCUCUGUCCCGACCAUCCCCUCCACGCGCCACCUCGCCAAGGGCGGUGGGGUCGGCAUGCGCGGGACUGUCGCUGCGCUCGCCGCCGCCUCCCAGCCGGACGGAUUGGGAUGGGGCGUCGUCGCCGCGGGCACGUGGACAAGGAACCUGGGCCUGUACGACCUCGCCCGUGCCGGGAGCGGCGCUUGUAUCGCCACCUGGAGCGUUGCCCCCGCCGCGAAAGAGGCCGGCGUGGGGGGCAGGGGCGUGGUUCAGACGGUGUGGUCGCCCUGUGGGAGAUACUUGCUCAUCAAUGAGCGCGGAGCCAACGGGUUGUUGGUGUACGACGUGAGGGGAAGACAUCGAUUGCUGGCUUGUUUGGAGGGGAGAAGCGGGGAGACAAAUCAGCGAUUGAGUUGUGACGUGUUCCGUGGGAGUGAAGAGACCGGUGGGUUUGAGGUGUGGGCAGGGACCAAGGAUGGAGGAGUUGUCUUGUGGGAGGGGGUUGGGAAUUGUGACGGCGGUGUCGCUCCGUCCUGGGAGUGGAAGGUGCAUGGCUCGGCCGUGGGGAGCACGGCAAUGCAUAUGAGUGGAUCGGUGGUAGCGACGUGCUCUGGGUCGUGGAAAAUCGCAGAUGAGGACUAUUACAGCUCCGACAUCUCGGGCAGUUCCGACAGCUCGGAUGAGUCUGACUCUGAUGAGGCCAGUGGGUUGCGGAGCAAGCCAAAGCCCCGGAUUGUCGUUCAGGAGACAAGCCUCAAGGUUUGGAGCAUAGGACCAAGCGAUUCACCUCAGGUUGAAAGACGAGCCCCGGACGAACAGGAAUCUGAGCCUUGA
Canariomyces notabilis is the source of this 1452-nucleotide messenger RNA. RefSeq lists its product as uncharacterized. The transcript has 2 exons. The record is from RefSeq and is a predicted model, not a curated record. Gene Ontology annotation, molecular function: protein binding. NCBI's taxonomy places the organism in Eukaryota, Fungi, Ascomycota, Sordariomycetes, Sordariales, Chaetomiaceae. Bases 1 to 1452 code for a protein of 483 amino acids.